Molecule: messenger RNA, 489 nt
Organism: Postia placenta MAD-698-R-SB12
Lineage: Eukaryota; Fungi; Basidiomycota; Agaricomycetes; Polyporales; Adustoporiaceae
Exons: 5
Coding region: 1-489 (162 amino acids)
Source: RefSeq, a predicted model, not a curated record
AUGGUCUCGCGUAGAGUCGCAUCAUUUGGCAGGCUGGGCAGGCUCCGUCCUACGAACGUAUACGCUCACCGAGCUCGUAUACCUGGGAUUUGGAGCGUAUCAGGGGAACUGGACAAAUCAUCUGAUGGGGUCUUCAUAUCGACUAUCCCAGCCCUCCCACCUUCUACGUUAGUCUACGAGAACCAUGCACCGGGGAUUCGCUUCGCUUGCACACCUUCUGUCAUCCGCCCUGUGCGAGCUAUCGCACCCAUUCCGGAUGCUGUACCAGGGUGCUCUGAUAUCAUCAUCACGCCCAAUGAUAGAGCCGGGAUACUGCUACCAGCUUCGGGCUUCCCCAGCGCCAUCAUGACGCAAGCCUCGUCGUUGCGUGCAUCGCAAACUCCCAUGCUAGGCGGGCUGCAUGAGACGCAUUUGAAGUUGAUCAUUCUCGAGGGCCGUCGGACUCGUGCGCACAAUGAGGUAGUUCGGUACAUAUGGCAUAAAGCAUAG